GGGGCCGGGCAGGCUGGGGCAGCCAUGGCCGCAGCUCUAAUCUGGAUUCUUCUUGUGGGUCUCUUGGCAGGGCUGGGGGACGCUGAGGCCCAGCAGACCACCCUACAGCCUCUUGUGGGCCGCGUCUUUGUGCACACCCUGGACCGGGAAGCAGUCCUGCGUCACCCCGAGCAUGUCGAUGUGCCCCCCACCACCCCUGUCACCUACCACGCCCACCUCCAGGGACACCCAGACCUGCCUCAGUGGCUCCGCUACACCCAGCGCAGCCCCCACCAGCCUGGCUUCCUCUAUGGCACCCCCACCCCCGAAGAUCGUGGGCGCCAGGUCAUCGAGGUCACAGCCUACAAUCGGGACAGCUUUGACACCACCUGGCGGAGGCUGGUGCUGUUGAUUGGGGACCCAGAAGGCCCCCUGCUGCCAUACCAAGCUGAAUUCCUGGUGUGCAGCCAUGAUGUGGAGGAGGUGCUGCCCUCAACGCCUGCCAGUCGCUUCCUCACAGCCUUGGGGGGGCUCUGGGAGCCGGGAGAGCUCCAGCUACUCAACAUUACCUCCGCCUUGGACCGUGGGGGCCGCGUCCCCCUUCCCAUUGAGGGUCGCAAGGAAGGGGUUUACAUCAAGGUGGGCUCUGCCUCACCCUUCUCCACCUGCCUGAAGAUGGUGGCAUCUCCCGACAGCCAUGCUCGCUGUGCCCAGGGUCAGCCUCCACUUCUGUCCUGCUAUGACACCUUGGCACCUCAUUUCCGCGUUGACUGGUGCAAUGUGUCCCUGGUGGAUAAGUCAGUGCCAGAGCCCGCAGAUGAGGUGCCCACCCCAGGUGAUGGGAUCCUGGAGCAUGACCCGUUCUUCUGCCCACCUACUGAGGCAACAGCCCGAGACUUCCUCACCGACGCACUGGUCACCCUCCUGGUGCCCCUGCUGGUGGCUCUCCUGCUCACUCUGGGGCUGGCCUACGUCAUGUGCUGCCGGCGGGAGGGACGGCUGAAAAGAGACCUGGCCACCUCAGACAUCCAGAUGGUCCACCAUUGCACCAUCCGCGGGAACACAGAGGAGCUGCGGCAGAUGGCAUCCAGCCGGGAGGUGCCCCGGCCGCUGUCCACGCUGCCCAUGUUCAACGUGCGCACGGGCGAGCGGCUGCCUCCGCAAGUGGACAGCGCCCAGGUGCCCCUCAUCCUGGACCAGCACUGAGGGCACAGCCAGGUGG
Odobenus rosmarus divergens (Pacific walrus) is the source of this 1201-nucleotide messenger RNA. It is a transcript of the gene SGCA, whose product is annotated as sarcoglycan, alpha (50kDa dystrophin-associated glycoprotein). The transcript is spliced from 9 exons. The record is from RefSeq and is a predicted model, not a curated record. Gene Ontology annotation, cellular component: sarcoglycan complex; membrane. Gene Ontology annotation, molecular function: calcium ion binding. Lineage: Eukaryota; Metazoa; Chordata; Mammalia; Carnivora; Odobenidae. The coding region runs from base 25 to 1185 and encodes 386 amino acids.